Messenger RNA from Lactuca virosa, 348 nucleotides. Lineage: Eukaryota; Viridiplantae; Streptophyta; Magnoliopsida; Asterales; Asteraceae. The record is from the annotation of a GenBank genome assembly.
AUGUUCAUGGAGCAUAAAGAACUUGAAGAGAAAUUGGAAAAAAAAGAAAAGCAUUUGAAACCUCUAAUGUCAAUGCCAAUGAUUUUUGAGGUGUUUGCUUUUACAAGGCCACCAGAUCAAGUCACAAAGAUAGUUGAAGAAAAAGAAGAAGAAUAUGAUGAGCCUCAUUUUAAGAAGAAAAACUCAGAAAGAGACAAGACAAAAGCUAAAGACAUGGGCAUGAGGAAAGAACCCAAGCGAAAGAACAAAGAAGAUGUCAACCCAACAAUACAAGAAAGCUCAAGAAAGACAUUCAACAGACUGGUUGCCUACAAACGAACAAGGCUCAAGAUGACGGAAAACGGGUAG